Messenger RNA from Purpureocillium lilacinum, 558 nucleotides. Lineage: Eukaryota; Fungi; Ascomycota; Sordariomycetes; Hypocreales; Ophiocordycipitaceae. The record is from RefSeq and is a predicted model, not a curated record.
AUGCACGCCAUCAAGACCAUUGUCGCCUUCAUGGCUGCCGCGGCUCAUGUUGUCUCGGGCUCUGCUCCCCCUAUGCCACUCAAGCUCACCGUCGAGAACCGAUGCGACUUCUCCAUCAGCUCGUGGCUUCUCAGCAACGUUUCGCAAAAAUGGUCGGUCGGCAAGACGGAGUCAAAGACGUGGAACUUUGAGCUUGGGGAGAAGGACCGCGACUUAGUCGAGCUUGAGAUGCUAGGCAACUCGGAGUCUCAUCUCAAGGAAGACGACGACCCUCGGUCCAACAGUACGCUGAAGCCGUUUCGGGCGGGUGUCUACUUCAACGUCAUGCCCCUGGAGGAGUCCCAUCCCACGUACACGAAGCCCGUGGAGAGGCCGCUCUACUAUGGCUUGGCCAACCUCUCCGGAAGGAGGCUUCUCAAGUCUGGGCAUAUCAACCUUGAGGACUCCGAGUCCAAGUGCCCCGAGAUUUAUACGCAGACUGGUCUGGAGAAGGACGCCCAGGUGGACGAGACCUGUAACACCACGGCCCCGCACUUUACUCUUGUACUUUGCGAGUGA